This is a messenger RNA of Arabidopsis lyrata subsp. lyrata, 2698 nucleotides long. Its product is annotated as mannan endo-1,4-beta-mannosidase 3. Gene Ontology annotation, molecular function: hydrolase activity, hydrolyzing O-glycosyl compounds. NCBI's taxonomy places the organism in Eukaryota, Viridiplantae, Streptophyta, Magnoliopsida, Brassicales, Brassicaceae. The transcript has 4 exons. The record is from RefSeq and is a predicted model, not a curated record. Bases 1385 to 2632 code for a protein of 415 amino acids.
UUUGUUUUGCUUUUGUGGUUUUUAAUUGAAAAAACAAAAGUUUACAUGUUUUGCGUUUGCAUUUAGCGUUUUGUGUGUGUUUAGAAAUAUUGUUUACUGAUUGUCUUAACAUCUAUAUUUAGUUUCAUUCUUCCAGCUUUAACAUUUAGCGCUAUUAUCAAGCGUUGCUGUAGUUUGGCAUUUACUUUUUUGCGUAUGCAUAAAUUAUGCAGCAUUAGAGUUAAUUGUUUGCUUUUACAUUUUCACAUUGUAAUGUGUUUGCGUUCAAGAUAACAUUAUGCGUUUGUGUCUUUUCUUUUUUUUAGUAACAUUGGCAUUUAGCUUUGUAGCUGUGUUUGAGUUAUCGAUUAUGUUUGUGCUGGCCGGCUUCAAUGUUUUGUAUCUGUGUUUGCUAUAGACUUUGCAUUUAGCGUUUAAACUAAAGUUUUUAUCUCUGUGUUUAUAUUUAACAUUCAUGUUUGCGUUAAACAUGUGAUUUCUGUUUAGCGUUUUUAAAAUUUAUAUAGUAAACUAUAAUAUACUAGAAUGUAAUAUUUGGCACCUAAAAAAUCCGGUAAAUAAUAUUUAUUGUUCAAACAAUGUUUUGAAAAUUUCCCCAAAUUUCAUUCUAGAAUAUAUUUUCUUAUUUGUUUUCAAUUUAGAAGAAAUUUAAACUUUUAUAGAUACUAGCAAAUAAAUUUUGAAAAAGGACAUGUCUGUUUUCUUUGGAAGAAAAUGUUAAACAAUUAAAAUUUGAGAAUUUAAUGAAAAUUGUGGAAUGCUAAACGAAAUAUGGGUUAUCUUACUCUAUAAUAUAAGAAGUGGAUCAGCAUCAAAAUUAGUAAGCUAUUUUAAUUUAAAAAGUCAAAUUGAACACUAUAAUAACUUUUUACUUUCUAAAAAUUUACACUAAAAUGAGCAUAAUUGGAAUGAGCUACUCCUGAAUUUUAAAAUUAAAGAGGUAUCAAGGGAAAAUAUCAUAUAGUUUGCUGACUGAUAUCAAGAGGGAAAAACCAAAGAAGGUCAUUACAAGAAUAAAAAUGGUUGGCCAGUAUUGAUUAGGAAGAUAAUCAACAUGUUGACCGCAAUGAAAGUUAGUCAAUGAACAGUUUUAAAAUAAAGAUUACAAAAUAACUAAAUCAUAAAAAGUGAUAUUCUCUCAAAUAUAAAUUCUAAUUUUCUUUUUAUGUGUAGUAAUAAUAAUUGUUAUAUUUUAAUGAAUAUGUAUGUAAAAAUUAUUGUUUAAUAUUUUUCUUAUAUAUUAUGGAUGUCACGUGUAUAGUUAUGAAAAUCAACGAAUUAGUGAAUGUUCAUGCAUUCCAAUUGUAAGAAAGCACUUAUGCCCUCUAUAUAUACUCGUUGAAAACGAAUAGAGCACAAAAACAAAAAGAAAGUAGAAAAGAAUAUGAAAUACUUGUGUCUUAUCGUGUUUUUAGCGAUUGUGAUCGCACAAAACUCUAGCUAUCUAGGAGUAAAAGCUGUAUCGAGUGAUGGGUUCGUGAGUAGGAAAGGCGUCCAAUUUAUUCUCAAUGGGAAACCAUUUUAUGCUAAUGGCUUCAAUGCCUACUGGCUCGCGUACGAAGCCACCGAUCCGACCACAAGGUUUAAGAUCACUUAUGUGUUCCAAAAUGCGACCAUUCACGGUUUGACCAUCGCCCGUACCUGGGGGUUCCGCGAUGGCGGCUACCGCGCUCUCCAAAUCGCCCCUGGUGUCUAUGAUGAAAAAACUUUUCAGGGUUUGGAUUUUGCGAUAGCAGAAGCAAAAAGACUCGGCAUAAAAAUGAUUAUCACCUUUGUCAAUAACUAUUCUGACUUCGGUGGGAGGAAACAAUACGUGGAUUGGGCUAAAACCACAGGCCAAAACGUAUCUUCAGAUGACGAUUUCUACACAAACCCUCUUGUUAAACAGUACUACAAGAACCACGUCAAGACUAUGGUGAACAGAGUGAAUACCUUUACCAAAGUUGCAUACAAAGAUGAACCAACCAUUAUGGGUUGGGAGCUUAUGAACGAGCCACAAUGCAGAGCAGAUCCAAGUGGAAAAACCCUUAUGGCUUGGAUUAAUGAAAUGGCUCCUUAUGUGAAAUCAGUUGAUUCAAAGCAUCUCCUCUCUACUGGUCUUGAAGGCUUUUAUGGUGACUCAUCUCCUCAAAGAAUGACAUCUCUAAAUCCAGUUGCAGCCAACGUUCUUGGAACUGAUUUCAUCGCUAAUCACAAUCUCGAUGCCAUUGAUUUUGCAUCGAUUCACUCUUACCCUGACUUAUGGUUUCCAAACUUGGAUGAGAAAUCUCGAUUGGACUUCUUAAGAAAAUGGCUCGUAGACCACCUCGAAGAUGCUCAGAACAUACUUCGAAAACCUCUAAUCCUAGGAGAAUUCGGGAAGCCAACGAACAUACCAGGCUACACUCAGGCUCAGAGAGACGCCGUGUUCAACGCAACGUUUGACACCAUUUACGAGUCUGCUCAAAAAGGCGGCCCAGCCGCAGGAGCAUUGUUUUGGCACGUUAUUAGCGAUGGCAUGAACAACUUUAAAGAUCCCCUCUCCAUUGUACUUAGUGAAAAUUCGACGACGGUUAAUAUUAUAACUGAGGAGUCACGAAAGCUGGGUUUGAUUCGUGGAAAAGGGUUAUCAAAAAAACUAAAAUUUAAAUAGCCUUCCUGUAAUAAUUUACCCCCUAUAACUUUGCAACGAUAAAAGUUUUAAAUUUCAAAAAUAAAA